Messenger RNA from Psilocybe cubensis, 1779 nucleotides. RefSeq lists its product as uncharacterized. The record is from RefSeq and is a predicted model, not a curated record. Bases 1 to 1779 code for a protein of 592 amino acids. The transcript has 6 exons. Lineage: Eukaryota; Fungi; Basidiomycota; Agaricomycetes; Agaricales; Agrocybaceae.
AUGCCCACCAAUGCAUCCCCCGACGCGGAUCCGCUUCCUUCCACCGCAAAUGCCACAACCCACAACGGACCCAGAAGCGGACAGACGGCGGAGGGUGACUUUCCGCCGGAAGAAUCAAAUAUAUGGACCACAAAGGAAAUGCGCGUGUUGAAAAAGCAUGUACAGCCCUACAAAGAUACAUCAAAGUCAUCCAAAGCAGACUACAUACAGAACACUGUCAUACCUGAGCUGCAAGCUACAUGGGAUCACAGAUACUCUAGACGUGCUAGGAAGGAAGAUAAGCAACUACACAAAGAAUGGAAGGUGAAGAAGCAUACGGUAUUCCGUGAGGAGAAGUCGGCAGAGAUUGACUCCGAGGUUGCACUUCUAUCAGGGAAUGCUGCUCGUGGAAGUAAAGAUUGGAUGAAGUUUUAUCAACAAGGACGUAAGCAGGUUGAGGCCAGAUUGACUCAGGAGGAGUGGGACAGGUUCAUGGAGAUCCUUGAGGAAUGGAAUAAGAAAGGUGUUUCAAAAUCAAUGAAGGCAAAGACUGCUGCCAGGCAAGGCAGAAAAAUACUUCGACAAAUGGAGAAACUUAAGUGGCAGAGAAUGGGUAUGAGGUCCAUUACCUUUGAGGGGCAUUAUGAUAUUGAGGGUAAAAUUGAAUACUCAAUGACCCAGACAAGCAAUCUAGCACUCGACAAUGUCAGAAUUCCUUCCUUUGGGCAACUCUUUCCAUCCGAGUUGGCCGCUUUUCGCAGAGCGUUUGUUCAAUACCUCGUCCACAUUUCAGAAAUAGAGAAGGGUGUGGCCAAUCCAGCACUGCCAGAUGCAUCGUUUCAUGAAAAAUCCCUCAAGUUUAGCAGCAAUGGAUUUCCAAUAGUACCUAGUCCUAUCUAUGGCUCAACUGGGAGAGAAGUCGCUUAUGCGCAAAAGUCAAUUAUUAGAAUUUACAUGAACAAGGUUUAUGCUUUAGCCAAGGAUAGGCCUGGUUCAAGUGUUCCUUGGGAUGCUCUUGAAAGGCGUUCUGCAGAAAUGAUUGAUCCAGAGUAUUGGCCAAGUUCAAUCCCCGUGACGGAUCUGAGCCGGCUCCGCCUGGAGUCAACUUCUGCAAUUCUCAAGCUAUGGAGGGACCGUCAAGCGCAAGGAGACAUCCCCUUUAAAUUCUCAAAGGUUUUUGGAAAUGGCUAUGACAUUAUGGAACCUCUCUAUCCGUCCAACUUGUUUGACGGCCUAGAAGCCCACCCGAUACCUCCACCUCCUGCAGCCAUAACCAAACGUCGGCUGAGGCAAAAAGCUAUACGACUUCAAACCCAAUCUUCAAGCGACUCUGAAUCAUCCAAUCUGUCAGAGUUUGAUAAUGGACGGGGCAGUCCGGCAUCCGCGAUGCCACGCACUACUGCCAGAUUUGAAGUCACACCAGAGACGGAUGAGACUCCUACCGACGCACCUUCAAGAUCUAGCAAGCCACCCUCUCUACCAAGUAGAUCCAGCCCAACAAUUGUCAAUCCAUCAUCCAGCCCAACUCCAGAGGUUGAGGAGGCGCCUCCCAAGCCAGCUAGAAAGAUUAUGCCAAGAAAAAGAACAAAGCCAUAUGUCGGAACGGCGGAAAUGGACGGACCCAAUGAAGAGAGUUCUGUACCCCCCCCAGUUAAGCCAAAACCAACUAGAAGGAUUCAACCUAGGAAAAGAACAAAGCCCUACUCAGAUCCACUUGACACAGUGGAAGAAGAUGGAGUCCAAACAGGAACAACCCAAGACACGGAUAAUACACGGGCCGGCAGGGACCCUCAUUCUUGA